Molecule: messenger RNA, 1926 nt
Organism: Arabidopsis thaliana (thale cress)
Lineage: Eukaryota; Viridiplantae; Streptophyta; Magnoliopsida; Brassicales; Brassicaceae
Gene: ANAC026
Product: NAC (No apical meristem) domain transcriptional regulator superfamily protein
Exons: 4
Coding region: 477-1661 (394 amino acids)
Biological process (GO): regulation of DNA-templated transcription
Cellular component (GO): nucleus
Molecular function (GO): DNA binding
Source: RefSeq, marked reviewed
GAAGGACAGAGAGAGAGAGAGACAAAGUAGUAUAGAUUAUUAGGACACGGUUGUACACUUUUUCAUGUGUCUUCUUCUCUCUUUUUCUUAUUCUUAUUCAUCAUCAUCACCGUCUGAUCUUCUUUAUUAACCCUACUCUCUUUCUCUUCUCCCAUCCUCUCUCUCAAUAUCUCUGACUCUUGGGAUCCGAUCUCUUUCCGGUGGCUAUACAUCCCGAUGAUAACUGUCAAAUCUUUUCCAUAUGCAUAACAUCUCCUUUUAGGGUUCUAUCUAUCUCUUUCUUUAGUUCUGAUCGUACUUUAUAGUGCAUAUCGUGAAGUAUUCGAUCUUUCCAAGUACAAGGGAAAGAUUCAAUAGAACCUAGCUAGUCACAUACAAUAACUCAAUUCCGGAGCUUUUUGAAGGGGUUGAGUUGAAUCAGCCUGUUUUUGAGUUUUUUUUUUUGAGGCUAAUCUCGGAAAAACAAAGAAUAAAGAAUGAAUUCGUUUUCACAAGUACCUCCUGGCUUCAGAUUUCAUCCUACUGAUGAAGAACUUGUAGACUACUACUUGAGGAAAAAAGUUGCAUCAAAGAGAAUAGAAAUCGAUAUCAUCAAGGAUGUUGAUCUUUACAAGAUUGAGCCAUGUGAUCUUCAAGAGUUAUGCAAGAUAGGAAACGAAGAGCAGAGCGAAUGGUACUUCUUUAGUCAUAAAGACAAGAAGUAUCCCACGGGAACUCGAACCAAUAGAGCCACGAAAGCAGGAUUUUGGAAAGCCACUGGAAGAGACAAGGCUAUAUAUAUAAGACAUAGUCUUAUCGGUAUGAGGAAAACACUUGUGUUUUACAAAGGAAGAGCCCCAAAUGGUCAGAAAUCCGAUUGGAUCAUGCACGAAUAUCGCUUAGAAACAAGUGAAAAUGGAACCCCUCAGGAAGAAGGAUGGGUAGUAUGUAGGGUAUUCAAGAAGAAAUUGGCAGCGACAGUGAGGAAAAUGGGAGAUUACCAUUCAUCACCAUCGCAGCAUUGGUACGAUGAUCAGCUCUCUUUUAUGGCCUCCGAGAUCAUUUCUAGUUCUCCACGACAGUUUCUUCCCAAUCAUCAUUAUAACCGCCACCAUCACCAGCAGACAUUGCCUUGUGGCCUCAAUGCAUUCAACAACAACAAUCCUAACUUGCAAUGCAAGCAAGAGCUCGAGUUACAUUACAAUCAAAUGGUACAACAUCAACAACAAAACCAUCAUCUUCGUGAAUCUAUGUUUCUCCAGCUUCCUCAGCUCGAAAGCCCUACCAGUAAUUGCAAUUCUGACAACAACAAUAACACAAGAAAUAUUAGUAACUUGCAGAAAUCAUCAAAUAUAUCUCAUGAGGAACAAUUGCAACAAGGGAAUCAAAGUUUCAGCUCUCUGUAUUACGAUCAAGGAGUAGAGCAAAUGACUACUGACUGGAGAGUUCUCGAUAAAUUUGUUGCUUCACAGCUUAGCAAUGAUGAAGAGGCUGCAGCCGUGGUUUCUUCUUCUUCUCAUCAAAACAACGUCAAGAUUGACACGAGAAACACGGGUUAUCAUGUGAUAGAUGAGGGAAUAAAUUUGCCGGAGAAUGAUUCUGAAAGGGUUGUUGAAAUGGGAGAAGAGUAUUCAAAUGCUCAUGCUGCUUCUACUUCUUCAAGUUGUCAGAUUGAUCUCUAGAAAUAGUGAUAGAGAGAUGAAAAAGAUGCAAGGUGAAUAUAUAUGAAAAUACAUGCACACUAGUGUUAUUUAUACUUAAAGAUGGAAGGGGAAAAACAAGGAGUUAUUUCCUGGAUUUAUGGAGGUUUUGUACAUAAUAAAAACCUACAACCAUAUGGUAUUUUCUUUUGAUUAUUCUUGUUACAUUAUGGAACUAUAUGUUAUACGCACGCAUGUAUGUGUGUAUGUGUGUAUGUAUGUAUGUAUGGAUGUAUGUAUGUAUAUG